AAAAAAUUAUUUGCUCCGCCAACCAUGUCCUCCCCUUGGAAGUGUUUAAAAAUUUUAGUUUUCCUAAAUUUAUUCUUGAUUUGUGCCAUGGCCAAGGCCAAUGAUAAUGGCUUGAAAAUAAAUACCGAUUUAACAGCUGGCAUUAUCGGUGAUGUUAGCGCCGAUAACACGAAACAAAUUUUGGGUGAUUCCAUUAACCCCCCAACAAAUCACAGCCAACAUGUUGCAGUUGCCAGCAAACCGACUGUGGCUGUGCAACCCAAUGCCGCCUCUUCGUUGGAGGAUAAACACAUCUGCACCCGCGAAGAAGAAUAUGUGGAACAGAUACGUUCACCCUCAAUGCAACCGGUUAAGAUACGCACCGCCACCUGGUGUUUGGAAUUUCCACCGCGCUGUUCGAAUUACCAAACGGAAAUGCGGGAAAUUGUCAACGUGCAGAACAUCACCAAGACACGAACCAUACGUUUCUGUUGUGCCGGCUAUGAUGGGAAUUUAUCGAUAAAUGAUACCGUUUGUAAACCGGUUUGUCGCAGUGGUUGUGGUCGGGGCUAUUGUCUGAAACCCGAUGUGUGUAGCUGUGAACCGGGUUAUAUGGGAAAACAUUGUACACAGCGUUGUGAUCACGACCACUGGGGCCUGGAGUGCAAAAAUGUCUGUCAGUGCCAUAAUGGAGCCGCCUGUGAUAACAAAUCGGGGACAUGCCACUGUACCAUGGGAUGGACGGGAGAAUUCUGUGAAAAGCCCUGCCCCAAGGGCACUUAUGGCGUAAUGUGUCGCAAGGCCUGUGAAUGUGAAAACAAGCUCUGUCACCCCCAGACGGGAGCGUGUGAUUCCCCAGCACUUGACCCCACUUUGGCCCCAAAUGCCACUCAUGUUAUGAUUGCCACGCUAAAUUCCACAAUUGUUAACAUCACCCACAAUUUGGAUCGAAUUGCGAAGAAUAUUGUCAAUAUAGCCACGAGUACUACGUCGGAGCCCAUAAGCCUGCCACCCCAGAUUUUGGAAGUAACCACGGUGGCGCCAACUAUACCCGAGGUGAUUGUCAUCAAACAGGAACCCGAAGUACCUCACACCCCCAAAAUAAUAGUCCAUCAACAAGGUCAGGGACUGCUGGAUAAUUUACAUGCCGCCGCCAAGACCCCAGAGGUGAUACAUGUCAUCACUGGAUGGCCGGGACAACAGAACAAUGUUAGUCAGGAGGAAAAACUAAAUUUGGCCGGUUUUGGUGGCCACCCAACCAAGAAGGAGGAGACUCAAAAUUCCAAUGACAGCCACAAUUCGGAUCAUGAAAAUAGUCUGCUUACAACGCUUCUGAUCAUUUUACUAGUGAUUAUGUUUGGCAUUGGCAUAGGUUUGGUUUAUGUCUAUAGGCGCUAUAAUUUACAAAAGGCCCAGGUGGAGGCUGCCUUGGCUGCACGCAAUGUCAGCUUGGUGCCGAGUCCCAACUUAAAUUCCCCCAUCAUUGUUACACCGCCCACACCUCUGACGGCCUACACCAAUGAUCAACAUAUGCAGGAUUUAAAUAGCGGCGGCCACUUGCAGCCCGGCAAUACCGGAACACUGGGUAAAAGUUUUCUCAAGCCCCUGCCGGAUCUGCCAGCCUUUACCCAGAUGGUGCGCAAUAAAAUCGAGGGACCCGACUUGUAUGACUCACCCAGUAAUAGUUCCUCAAUAUCACCCGCACCCACCAUUAAUUCAUAUGCUUAUGCACGCAAGGAGUCUUUGUAUUCGGUGGUGACACCGAAGUCUCGAAAGGGUAGCAUGGAUUCCCAUCUUUACGAUGAGAUUCGAUAUCCCACAGCCAUGCAGCAUCAUCAACAUCAUCAGCAACACCACGCACAUACAAAGCCACAUCAUCAUUCCACCCAGCAUAAUGUUUAUAUACCACAGCAUCAUAGUCAGGCCCAACCUCAGCAGCAGCAGAUGCAACAGCAACACCAACAUCAGCAAUCCCAGCCGUUACAACCCAACCCGGCUCAACAACAGUUGCAAUCCCACGGCAUACAACAACAACAACAGUUGCAACAUUUUGGCUCAUUUAACCAACCACCAACUCAUGCGCAACUUCAAGCAGGCUCUCAUCACACUCACACUCUACAGCCAGGACAUGUUGCCCAGUCGCCGCCGUCUGCAGCUACCGCCACUCAUCACGUCUCGCAUUUAAUAAUUCCACCACAAAAUACAAAAUAUCUUCAAGUGCCACAACAUACUCACACACAUAAGAUCACCCAUAUAUAAGUAAACAAAUAAUUAAUGUGCAAAUAUUUAUA
Molecule: messenger RNA, 2270 nt
Organism: Musca domestica (house fly)
Lineage: Eukaryota; Metazoa; Arthropoda; Insecta; Diptera; Muscidae
Gene: NimA
Exons: 6
Coding region: 25-2238 (737 amino acids)
Cellular component (GO): membrane
Molecular function (GO): protein binding
Source: RefSeq, a predicted model, not a curated record